AGCAACUCAGCGCAACGCCAUGGCGCAAAGAACGACUGUCCGGACGACCUACGAAGUCGAGCGCACGUUGCAGCCCAUCUACUCUGGUGGAAGCAUAGCGCUUAGUGAAGACGGGCGCAUCUUGGCCGCAUGCCUGGAGGAAGAGGUAGUGCUCACAGAUCUUUCCACUGGGAAGGAGCUGGCGAGAGCAGAGGGCGAUGGCGAGGCCAUCACGUCUUUGGCUCUAACCCCCUCCGCAUCCCACCUUAUUGUGUGUUCGCGGUCGCUGUCGAUGCAGAUAUAUGCCCUGCAGCCCUCGGAAACGAACGAUGAAGGGAUAGAACUCGAGCUUCUUCGAUCGCUGAAACCGCAUACGGGUCCCGUGGUAACACUCGCUGUUGACAGCACAGGCACGCUUGUGGCAACCGGUGGUGCAGAUGGCGUUGUCAAGAUUUGGGACAUUCGCGCAGGAUACACCACACAUACUUUCCACGGCCAUGGCGGCGUUGUUUCGGCGCUACAUCUCUUCCAGGUCGAGGUGGCAGCGAAAGCCGACACUGCAGAUAGCGGCAAGAAGAGGAAGAGGAGCAAGUCGCAACAGAGAGCUGAAGAGGCACAAGGAGAAAGCACGCUGGAAUACCGAUUAGCUUCUGGUGCUGAAGAUGGCAAGAUUCGUGUUUGGGACCUGCACAAGAAGAAAAGCAUCGCAGUGCUGGAUUCGCACGUCUCCGUUGUGCGCAGGCUGCAGUACUCGCCAGAGGAGAAGGUGCUGGUGUCAGGAAGCAGAGACAAGACACUGAUACUCUGGACGUCAGAAAAAUGGAAGCAACAGCGAACAAUCGCAGCGUUGGAAGGUAUUGAGAGUGCAGGCUUCCUUGCAAACGGGCAGAUUGUGUACUCCGGUGGAGAGCAUGGCAAUGUUCGACUUUGGUCGACAGCGACCGGCCAGGAGCUGACUCGGGAGCAAGAGCCUGGGAACGAGACCGACGAGAUUGUCAACAUCCUCUACUACCCCUCCCUCCCUUACCUGAUCUCAGUCCAUGCUGAACAGGUCCUCAACUUCCAUUCGCUGAAAUCCGUCGAGCCGCCCUUCGUCGAGGAGACUAUCGAGCCACUGUCCGUCUUUCGACGCGUAUCUGGCACACACGACGAGGUUAUCGACAUCGCCUAUGUUGGACGAGACAGAUCGCUUUUAGCCUUGAACACCAACUCAGAAGACAUCCGGAUAGUCACAUUGAAGGAAGACGUUGCGGAAGGGACAUACUUUGGUGCGGAUGUUGGAGUACUAGAGGGACACGAAGACAUUGUCAUCUGUCUGGACGUGGAUUGGUCAGGCCAUUGGCUUGUCACGGGUGCCAAAGACAAUACCGCACGGUUAUGGCGGUUGGAUCCCGGGAACAACUCGUUCGAGUGCGCAGCUAUACUCACUGGCCACGCGGAAUCUCUUGGAGCCAUUGCUCUUCCUCACACGGUGCCCCAGGAGUCUUCGGCCGCAUUCACAGAUCCCCUGUCACAUCCGCCAGCAUACAUUGUCACAGGUUCGCAAGAUCGAACAGUAAAGCGAUGGGAUAUCACUAAAGAUACAAAGAAGCUGCGCGCAAAGUACACGCGGAAGGCUCACGACAAAGACAUCAAUGCCAUUGAUAUUGACACUUCAGGCACCCUCUUCGCGUCAGCAUCGCAGGACAGAACAGUCAAGAUCUACUCCGCAGCAGAAGGCGAAGCCGUUGGUGUACUCAGAGGACAUCGCCGUGGUGUCUGGACCGUCAAGUUCGCACCGAAGACAUCACAAGCUCCCAAUUCUGGCAGCAAGGGUCUGAUAGCCACAGGAAGUGGAGACAAGACAGUCAAGAUCUGGAGUCUGUCAGACUACUCAUGUUUACUCACCCUCGAAGGCCACUCCAACAGUGUUCUUAAGCUCACAUGGCUACCCUACCGACCUGUCGAUGCGCGCGACAAGCGCGGUCCACAGGUAGCAUCCGCUGCCGGUGACGGUCUCGUCAAAAUCUGGGACGCAUCAUCCGGCGAAUCCAUGUCCACUCUCGACAACCACGAAGACCGCGUAUGGGCCCUCGUCGCCCACCCCGAAACAGGCGCCCUAGUCUCCGGAGGCGGAGACAGCGUCAUCACAUUCUGGAAAGACACAACAACUGCAACACUAGAAGCCGCUACAACAGCCGAAACGGAGCGUAUAGAACUCGACCAAAAACUACAGAACUACACAUAUUCGGGCAACUACCGCGAAGCCAUUACUCUGGCACUACAGAUGGACCAGCCAGGCCGCCUCUUCGCUCUUUUCAAAUCUGUCGCCGAGACAGAACAGCCAGAUGAGGGAAGCAUGUCCGGCCUUGCCACUGUCGAUGACGUCCUAGCCAACCUUGCAGAUGAACAACUCUACAAACUCCUCUUGCGCCUGCGCGACUGGAACACCAAUGUCCGGACUGCUCCUGUAGCGCAGAAGAUCCUCUGGACAGUCGUCAAAUCAUAUCCUGCGUCGAGACUUUCCACCUUACAGCCCAAGGGUAAGGUUGGAGCGAAGGGCGGUCUGAAGGAUGUACUUGAUGCGAUACGUGCGUACUCGGAGAGGCAUUACAAGAGGGUCGAGGAGUUGGUUGAUGAAAGCUAUCUUCUGGAUUUUACGCUCAGGGAGAUGGAUGAGGUUGGUGAUGUCAAGGCUGUUACGAAUGGGACGUCGAGGUUGGGCUUGGACCGUGAUGUGGUUAUGGCCGAGUAAGGUGC
This is a messenger RNA of Macroventuria anomochaeta, 2718 nucleotides long. Its product is annotated as WD40 repeat-like protein. Gene Ontology annotation, cellular component: 90S preribosome; small-subunit processome; nucleolus. The transcript has 2 exons. The coding region runs from base 20 to 2713 and encodes 897 amino acids. Gene Ontology annotation, biological process: endonucleolytic cleavage to generate mature 5'-end of SSU-rRNA from (SSU-rRNA, 5.8S rRNA, LSU-rRNA); endonucleolytic cleavage in 5'-ETS of tricistronic rRNA transcript (SSU-rRNA, 5.8S rRNA, LSU-rRNA). The record is from RefSeq and is a predicted model, not a curated record. Gene Ontology annotation, molecular function: U3 snoRNA binding; protein binding. NCBI's taxonomy places the organism in Eukaryota, Fungi, Ascomycota, Dothideomycetes, Pleosporales, Didymellaceae.